AUGCAUGUGGAGUUCCGCAUUUCCUGCAUUGACGGCAUGUGUGCCUUUGACGCUGAGAGCUUCAUCCGCAUGCUACAGUUGAAGGAUCGCUCUCAGCAAGAAAUAGAAUUGAAACGGACGCUUGUCAAACUACCAGAGGGGGGCAAGUGUACGGGAAAGGAUUUUCAUCCUCAUUUGAAAAUCCAAUUGGUCUUUGAAAACUUGGUCUGUAUUGAAAGUUCUGUUUUUUGUGGAAACGUCGAACGUCAACAGCAUGAAAAACAAGUAAAAACAAACUGGGAUGCGAGCGAGAUUCGUACGAAGCGGUAUUAUAGCUGUAUUGGAGAGGCUAUUGUUGCCUCGCUUCCUUUUUUUGUUGCAGAACGGUACGUAAAAAUACGUCUCAUACAGCUUGCACCGGAGUUUAGUAGAGAAGAAUUGGCGUUAAUAAAAGCCUCAUAUCCCUCUUUCUUUCGUUUGCAGGAGAACAGUCUUUGUCUUGGUGUGGCCAAGCUCGGCAUGCGAGAACUUCUCAUUACGAGCGGUGGCGUCAGUGUGGCUCUUCAGCCAAAGCAGAGCAUGAUUUCAGCGGUGGAGGCUCUCAAUCUUAAUACGGUUGCCACAAAAGGCAUGUUUGGAGAAGAUGUCGGAGGAAGCGCUGUGUUGACGUUGCAAACUUCCAGUGUUGUUUUUGGUCAAAAAUCUCUACUAACAUUACUUUUUCAUGCCCGUAAAAACAUUGGUGCCGUGUCCGAAGUUGCACCCUACGCUGCCACUCGCAGUGUAGAUGCUGGAAUUGACUCACACAAUAUUGCUGAGGCAGAUUGGAAUGCGGACAAACUUACUGAACUGCGUCAACAAAUGAGUUCUUCGGCGGUUCACUUUGUGCUUGUGCCGUACAUGGUGUUGAUUCAUAUCGUGCUAUGCUUGAGCGACGCUGUCUCGUGGCGGCACACCGCACAGACGCUUCUGCUUCUUUGCAUUGUAUUGUUUGUGCUGAUUACGGAUGUGGUGGAGAUUGGUCUAUUAAUUGGCUUUGUUUUGGAAACAAUUUCGGUAAUACGAAUGACUGUGCUGUUUUAUCGAGUGCUUCCUCGCGUAGCUCCAACAGUGGAUGCGGUAUUUCCUUUGGUGGAUCGAGGAGAUGAGUUUCAGGCGGUGCUGUACGGAUGCCAGAAUCAUAUUAUCAACAGUAUGGUGCGUGCACGGCUUUUCUUUUCACAAGGCCUUCAAGCAGAUUGCUACUUUGAGUUCACUUUUCUUUUUAGUCGCAUACGUCGGGCCAAACGAUGGUUACUGCUGUGUUUGGUGACAACGCUUGCUGCCUCGCUUGUUUUCUCUGCGGAGACAUUAUCGCUGCUUUUCGUUGUGUCAGCUUUUCUGAUUUAUCCUUUGACGCUACGGGUUCCUUUAUCCUACCUGCGUAAGCUGUGGGGACGACAGCUGCCUUUGGGGGUUAUAUGGAAGGCGCUGACAUUGUGUCGUCCAAUGCGAGUGUCACGGCUGGUGCUGGUUAUCAGGGGGGGGAAAGGAGAGACAUUGGUGCAUCCUUCAUUAUCCACCACGCCAUUUAUUUCUCCAAGUCCGACGCGUAGCCUCAUUAAUUUCCCUGCAGCUACCCAACUUCUUCCCAUAGUAAAUGAUGCGGAUAGUCAUUCAGGCACGUUGUGUUUAGGUGCCACACCUGACAGACCAAGCGGGCAAUCUAGAAAUGCAGGAGAGCGGGGUCUCUUCUCACAUGCGGAUUCUCAAAUUUUUAGGCCCGUAAACAAUUCUGCUGCAGGGGAUAAAAAGACUCAAAGUGGCGCGGUUGCUGGUAAUUAUUUUCAGCCACACUCUACUUCACCAAAAAUGUUUCCGUGGUCCUGCGGCGAGACACUUAAAUACGAGACACCACAAAAUUCACUACUGAAUCUUGCCCUUGUUGUUAUCAACGCUGAAGGAUGGCCUGCAAACAGUAAUAAGAUGAGUACUUCUAGUAGUAACGGUGGAAAUAGUUUGAUUAUUUCAAAAUUGCGGCGAAUACUGCAGCGGGCGAGGGGGCUUGAACGUCCUCCACCAUCUAAUUUACAGCGGGAACAAUAUCAAACAUAUUUUAACUGUGUAAUAUCAUUCCUGCAGUUUCUACGACGACAGUGCACGCUUAGGGUAUAUGUGACUUCAGCGUCUUCUUUGGUAACCUCCCCUGCUUCAGACACUGGGAACAUGGUAAGGCUAGAUCAAUUGGCACAUCUUUCCUACCUGAUGGAUAAGGGAGAGGAUGACGGUAUUACGUCCACACUCCUGGCCCAUUCUUCUCAACAGGUGAGUUUGGGGAAGCUGUCAACAGUUGAUCGUGUUGAUACCAGCACUCGAGGCUUUGCUUUACUAGCGGCAUAUAUGCUUCAGGGCUCCCGUUUUUCAAUAUACAACAGACCGGGUAACAAGGGCUGUGGGAUCAUUAUUCCUCUCAAAAUGGGAUCUAAUGACAUUGAAGUGGCUCCAGAGCCACAUCCCUGCCCCCCAUCUCUUCAGAAAGCGUUGAUAGGUAUCUGGAAAGGUUGGACAGAUGGAGAACCGCCCAUUUUUAUCAAUACCGAUGUUGUUAUGAAUAUUAUCAAAACCCAUAAAGAUUUCUGGGGGAGUGGAUGUAGUGAUACAUUGACUGCAAAUGAGGAAUAUAAAAGCAUGAUGAUGGCGUCACAAGAGUGUGGUGAGACGGCGCGAGACACGUCAAAGCGAAUUUUUUCAACUUUCAGCGCGCCUUCAUUUGGGUACAAACGACGUCGCGUCACUAACGCCUCUAUUCUAAACCCUGAGUUCUUGUCGCACUCCGUGAUGGGCGGACAAAAAAAUAUGGAGAUGGGUCUAACUUUGCCUGAUGAUGACAAGUUGCCAGGGUCCAUGGGAUUUGUUUCAGGAAUACCUCAGACGUAUCACCGAGCUACGCGCUCGUGGGCGUACAGCACGCCUACUUUGUAUUCAAGUCAACGUCCAGGGUCAAUGCCGCGUCUGGGUUCGGAGAAUACUAACACCUGGGAGCUGUUGGGAGCAGCAGUACCUGGCAGUACAAGUAUGGGGCAUGAGAGCACGCCACAUGUGGGUGCCGCCCCAAGUACGCCCAUUGCAAAAUAA
Messenger RNA from Trypanosoma rangeli, 3093 nucleotides. RefSeq lists its product as uncharacterized. The coding region runs from base 1 to 3093 and encodes 1030 amino acids. The transcript has a single exon. NCBI's taxonomy places the organism in Eukaryota, Euglenozoa, Kinetoplastea, Trypanosomatida, Trypanosomatidae. The record is from RefSeq and is a predicted model, not a curated record.